AUGACCGAGAAAUUGAUUCAAAUCGAUACAGAACUAGAAGAAGAAGAUACGGAAUUUAUUCCACAGGAUGCUUCAAGUUCAGAAUCGUCGUUUUCAGACGCAGACAGCGGCGAAGAGAAGGUGGAAGAAGAGAAAGAAGGAGAAGCAGAGCAAAGCAAGACUUUAGAAGAUCCCAACCCAGAAGAACAUGAAUCUUCCAAAGAAAAAGAGAAUUUAAAAGAAAAGAAGAAAGAUGUUCAUGAGGAGAAAACUGUAGAGAAGCCGUCUGAGGCUGUUUCAGCGCCUGCGGAAUCUGCCACAAAGGCAAACGAGGAAGGCUCUUCAACGGAGCAGUUGAAACAAGUGUCUUCUAAGGAGCAUGAAAAGCCUCCCGUAAAGAAACCAUUGGCGAGAAAGCGACGUGAAUCACCUCUGGCCAAGGUUCAGGCCAAGCAAGCUGCGAAAAAGUCAAAACCAAAUACUUUGGAGCAGGCUCAGCAAAAUUGGUCGGAUUAUGUCAAGGAGCAGGACAUUCAGGAUGAGCUUCGUCUGGCCAACAAAGAUGGAUUUGUCGAGCGCCAAGAAUUCUUGGCCAAGACACGCUCUGCUUAUGAAGAGAAAAUUCGUUCCAUGAAAAAAAUUCCCUGA
Messenger RNA from Schizosaccharomyces cryophilus OY26, 627 nucleotides. RefSeq names its product Swr1 complex subunit Swc5. The coding region runs from base 1 to 627 and encodes 208 amino acids. NCBI's taxonomy places the organism in Eukaryota, Fungi, Ascomycota, Schizosaccharomycetes, Schizosaccharomycetales, Schizosaccharomycetaceae. The transcript has a single exon. The record is from RefSeq and is a predicted model, not a curated record.